Molecule: messenger RNA, 3662 nt
Organism: Pocillopora meandrina
Lineage: Eukaryota; Metazoa; Cnidaria; Anthozoa; Scleractinia; Pocilloporidae
Source: the annotation of a GenBank genome assembly
AUGAGUUCACCAAGAGAUUCGCCCGAGCUGCCGUCCUACGACAUCAACAACAAUCAACCAAGCAAAGACUUUUCACAAAAGUGUGUAGACUCGCUCGAAGGUAAGAUUCUCCUCUCGAGGAAGAAGAACGUAGAUUACUUUCCAGGAUUCUAGAUAACUAAGUUCUAAUUAGUUCAGGAUUUCUCAGGGAUUAAGUGUUAAUCUUGCCUGAAACAACAAUAUGUGUUCUUACUUUUCACAAUUGGAAGUGCGAACGUGCUGAACGCAGUGAAAUGAGCACUUUUGUCACAUUCCAGGAAGACGGAGCGCAGUGUCCUUACGCGCGAAGCGUGUUUUUCCUGCUCUUAUUCUCCCCGGAAGGUGCUAAUCAUUUUAUGAAUGUUGUUUACGUUUUAUCCUGCAGAGACAGCGUCAGUAGAUGGCGAUGGAUUGAAGCAGAAACGAAAACAGCGAAGACAACGAACUCACUUCACCGCCUAUCAGCUGCAGGAACUUGAGAAAAUGUUUUCAAGGAAUCGAUAUCCUGACAUGGCUGUCAGAGAAGAACUCGCUAUGUGGACAAGCCUCACAGAAGCACGAGUCAGGGUAAGGUAAAUUAAACAAGACAAACACUAGAUUCGACCAAGUCGGGGCCGGUAGCUCGCGCGGCAGGGCGACGUCUUAGUUGGGUGAUGCUAAAUAAUUGAAGCGCAACCAAAUUAUCAAACGUUUGGCACGAUGCACGACAAACGCCUGCAGAUUUUCACAUGGAAACUCAUAUAUUUCCCGCACAAUGAGAUCGUUUUUUUAUCAUUAUAUUGCUAAGCUUACAAGGAAUAUGGCUGUUUGUUUGCACAAAAACAAGCGCCACUUAAGUCUGGCAUUUUGAAUACGGAAUGAAAAAAGCGAACAGUGUAGUUGUCCUUGUGCUCGACGCGUGAAUUAUUUACAAUACCACAAAAUAACCUGGACCUUAUUCAACUAAUGGUACCGCCUUGAGGCAGAUUCUCUGAAGGUUUCAGUUCUCUCAGUUGGAUCCAUAAAAUCUCUUUGAUCGCGAGUAGAACCAGUAAAUUGGGAUUAGAAUCACUUUAAAGUCUCAAAUAUCGUCAAGAUGUUUGCUUUUUUAAUGCAUUUCUUCAAAAUGUAUUUCCGUGCAAUUACAUUGUUUACCUCAGGCUUCGUCAAACCGUUUCAAAAGCACCUGGUUGUCAACAGUUCAAGUCGCUGCUCGAAACUCGUCAAUUCCUCUUCAUAACAAGUUCAAAAGACAGCAAGAAGCUAAACAUCUCGUGCCUAGUAUUUUCAUCAGCCUUCUUAAGCCUUUUUUGUCCCGUUAAAUCUUUCGUACCACCUAGAUGAUAGAUCUGGAAAGCUUUCAGUGUUAACACCUUUGCAAAUACCUGAAUACCAACUGUACCUGUAUUGUGGCUAUUAGCAGAAGCAGGUGAAUUUUCUGAAAUGGUUGAGGGAAACAUUAACAACGGGUAAAAUUUGUUCGCAUUUCAAAAGACUCAGAAUCUUUCAAAUUGUCGAUACAAGAGCCAGAUAUAACAUCCGGUGUCUCUAAAACUUUAAUGGCUGUUUGCUGCUCCCUGCCCUCGUCUUUUCAUAUUGAAAGCAGCCUGAUAACAAACUCAAACGUGUGAAAAAAACUUGUUGGGAUUCAUUCCACUUUUCACACUUAGCUUCGAAGGAUAAAAGCAUAGUCUUAACUGGGCUUUCAUAAACACUAGUUCGUCGACAUUUUAGUCUGGUCUUUUUUAGCUUCUCUUAAUGUUCUGUACUUAGACUCUGGUUUUGAUAACAUUAAAAACUUUUAUCUCUUACGGCCAUUUGUUUUUCAAGGAGAAGGGAAGUUUGAUUUUUAAAUAGACCAUUAAAAAUGUUAAAAGCUUUGUGCUUGUAUCGAAUUUCAGUAACGACGAUAUUCACAAACACUCAAUACUGCAAUUUAUCAUCACAUUAUUUAUUAGAUUGUGCAUCACUUUUCAUCGGCUAAUGUGCCUGUAGAUCGUCCUACACGUAAUGUUGGAAGACAAACAAAUAGAUGUGACACAUAUAUUAUUUUCUUUCUAUUAGGUGUGGUUCAAAAACCGUCGAGCAAAAUGGCGCAAAAAGGAGAAAAAUAACCCGCCGAAUAUCCUCGGGCAGGAAAAAAACAGCAGCAUUAUUCAGAGUGUGAAUGGAUUUAGUUUUGAUACCAUAGGUUCUAUGCGCUACGACAGCUCGGAAACCACGCCGUCAGUGUAUCCAAACUAUGGUGCGAACUACUGGAGCAAGGGAGGACCGAGUAUUGGCUACAGCUCCUUACAGCAGACUGGCAACACUUUGGGGUACAAUUCACAGUUUCAGAUACCUUCACCAUGCCCGGUUCCACCGCAAAUAUCGGGAUCGUUGAGUCCAUUUUCAACUCCGAUAUCGAGCGAGAAUAGUUCAACUUACGCCCCAAACUCAUCCAGUGUGCCAAGUAUGCCCUGUGGAUAUCCACCAACGUACGGUUACCAGGAACAAACUUCGGUUUAUUUAAAAGGUAAAGGCUCGUCGCUAAACCACUACCCGAACUAUUCUCAGUCGAAUCCUUACAGUCCAUAUCCUUACGGGAUGGCCGAAAUACCGAUUAAUAUUUAGCGUUAACAAACAAUGCCUGACAAUGGAGUUACUUAAAGGACCGCACAGAGAAAAGAAGUUUUAAAAACACUCUUUUAAAGAUGCCUUUCGUUCGAAAAGCAGUUGCUAGAAGCAGAACAGUUUGAACUGAUUUGAUUCUUCAGUUUGAUUCUAGGUUUAAAACCGACAUUAGCACUAAAACGUAAUUAAAAAGCGAAAACGAUCUCUUGAAGUUAAUAGAUGCAAUCUAGUUGAGCUCGGGUGUUGUGUAGUCAAUGCUGAAUACAUUUUAUUUAAAGGUUUUAGUUACAAGAUUCAAUGUAUUUAAAGUAGUUAUAGAAAAGAUCGUCGUGUCAGUUUUUAGACAAGCAAAGUGUUAAAAAGUUUCUGAAAUUAUAAAUGAAGGUUAGAUUUCCCUGAAAUUUUUUCUCAUAGUUUAGAAUGUAAUAUUGUUCAACAGUCUCUGCUAGCCACUUUCAUUGAUCACGCUUCAACGACAUUCAAAUUUUUCUAUUGUUCCUGGCAGACUCUCGGCGCAUAAUCAUUUUGGACGAAACGAACACGACUUCGCGUAUAUUUUCCAAAGUUAAUUCGCGUAAAUCUAUCGCCUCAUUCAGUUAAGAACGGUUUGAUACAAGAUAUAAGCGUUUCCUAAUAAUGGUUUUGUCUCAGGCCCGUGUAUUUCUCGCGUCUUAAUCCCGGAGUACAUUGACUAAGUUAUUAAGGUAAUAUCAAACUAUUCUUGUAUAAGGCGAUGAACUGUUGAAAAGUGCUAACUCAAAUGAAUAAGUCUUUCCUUUUAAUCUCAGCUGUGAGAAGUCACAACUUACAAGCGUUUACAAGAGACACGCCCGAGUUACCAUAACAAGCACUUUGGAAAAGUGCACCCCCAUAAAACAGAAAAAUUUCGCGACGCACUAGAGCAUAAUAUUUUUAAUUUACGACGCCAAUUGCAUAAACCCGAACAGUAUACAAUGUUUGAAUGCAAUCUCUAGAGGCCGUGUUGUUUUGCCCUGGGAAUUUUCAGCUGUAUUUAAGUUUACACAGUCAAUAAAAGGCUAAAUGUUGUGCGC